Oreochromis niloticus (Nile tilapia) is the source of this 1454-nucleotide messenger RNA. RefSeq lists its product as uncharacterized. Gene Ontology annotation, cellular component: external side of plasma membrane. Gene Ontology annotation, biological process: negative regulation of T cell proliferation; cellular response to lipopolysaccharide; cell surface receptor signaling pathway. The record is from RefSeq and is a predicted model, not a curated record. NCBI's taxonomy places the organism in Eukaryota, Metazoa, Chordata, Actinopteri, Cichliformes, Cichlidae. The coding region runs from base 248 to 1075 and encodes 275 amino acids. The transcript is spliced from 7 exons.
AAGUGUGCUCUCUGUGAAUAUAAAGAUAUUAAUUCUAAUUCUAAAGUCAGAGCUCUGUUUAAAAACAUGACAUGAUGUGUCCUCGUCACCAUGGCCCACCCACCACAUUUAAAAUCCUGUGAAGUGAAAGUGAAAGUAAACUGGUGUUUGUGCGUCAGUCUCUGAGUCUCUGCUGAGUCACGCUGCUUCGUGCGUCUGCAGUUUGACUGAGGAUCAGAUUUAACGGGACUUUGACUGCAGGAUCAAGAUGCUGCUGAUGCUGCUGCUCCUCUUACUGGUUUCCCAGCAUGCUUCAGCUGUGGAGGUGUAUCAGGGGGUGGAGUCUGUCCUGCUGCUCUGUCAGGUACCAGCUGGUGUUGCCAGUGACUCCACAGCAGCAGUGUGGGACCGUGAGGAGCUCCGCACUCCAACAGUUCACGUGCACCUGCAGAGCGGUGACGAUUUUAAAGAACAAAACAAUCGAUACACCAACCGAACAUCACUGAGAGCUGACGCUCUGCAGACUGGAAACCUCAGCCUCACUCUGAGGAACCCUACAGUCUCUGACAGUGGAAACUACACCUGCACCACCCGCAAACAUGGACGAGAUCAGAGCAAGAUCCAUGUUCAACUGAAGGUCACAGAACAUCCUCCUCCUCCUCCUCCUCCUCCACCUCCUCCUCCUCCAGUCUGGCCCAUAGUUCUCUUUGCUCUUCUGGUUCCUGUGGUUCUCCUGGCUGCUGCCUUUGGUGUCUUCAUGUAUCCCAGAUAUAAAAUGAUGAAGAUGAGAAAAGAUUACCCUUUGGAGAUGGUGGAGGUGGCACAGGAAGAGAAGUCUGUCCUGCUGCCCUUUAAAAUCGAUGAAGAAGAUGAUGUUCCUCAGGACGUCAAAGUGGAGUGGAAACACCAAAACAUGACGGUCUAUGUGUAUCAGAACAAUGAACACCAGCAUCUCUUACAGGACCAGGAUCACAGAGACCGCACAGAGAUGAAUGAAGAUCCUCUGAGAAAUAAAGACUUCACUCUGACCCUGAAAGACCACCAACUUAGUGACCAUGGUGGCUACACCUGCAACGUCUACAACAAGAAGGGAUAGAUCCUGCUACACAAAGUUUUCUCACUAAAUGUCACAGCAGGAAGUGGUGGUGCAGUCCAGCUUCAAAUGUUGGCCACCACUUUUUGCCUGGCAACUCACAGGGAUGUGGAUGAUGGGAUGAUGAUGUGGAUGUAACUCUGCUGUGGAGAUGUGAAAAAGUGAUGGUCCACACGUAUCAGAGAGACCAGAGUCAGCCUCACAUACAAGGGCGCACUGAGAUGAAGAAAGACCCACUGAACACUAAAGACCUCAGUCUGACCCUGAAAGACCUCCACCUCACUGACAGUAGAGUCUACACCUGCACCGUCUACAACAAGGAUGGACACAUGCUGCUACAGAAAUCAGUGACUCUCAGUGUCAGAGUUCCUCAGUCUGAUAU